This is a messenger RNA of Histoplasma mississippiense, 2298 nucleotides long. RefSeq lists its product as hypothetical. The transcript has a single exon. The record is from RefSeq and is a predicted model, not a curated record. Bases 1 to 2298 code for a protein of 765 amino acids. Lineage: Eukaryota; Fungi; Ascomycota; Eurotiomycetes; Onygenales; Ajellomycetaceae.
AUGUAUGCUAAUCGAGAUAUUCUGGACCUAGCAGAUGAAGAUUUCCCGCCGCUAGGCCCUCCAACCAAACCUCUUGACAAACGCCCUCUAGAAACAUUCCGAAUUACGUCAGGAUCCCGUGCAUCUCACGAUUCCAACGAUUCACCUUAUAGGUCUAGAACUCCUGUACUGCCACCGGGUCUUCCCUUACCACAUGGACAUCCUGCGGCAUCUUUCGUCCAAGAUCUCAGUCCAUCCACCUCUGCAGUUUCAAGUCCUCAACCGGGACACAUUACUUUACGAAGUGGAUUUUCGACGCCUGUACAAAAGUUCAAAGAAUUACAUAUUUCAGCACACCACACAUCAGACGUGCAAGCAUCGUCGUCUGUGCCUUCUGUACCUGCACGGACGCGCGCGGCAAUAGAAAUAUCUUCUGGUUCCCCAAAGCCUAAAACCGCAACCGCUGUUGGGCAACAGAAUGACAACCUAAUUGUGAAAAAGGAUAAGGAUCGAGAACUUAGUCCUGAAAAGGUAGCGGCACCUAUCACAAAAGAAGGCAAACAGCCUCGUGAGCCUCACAGCAAGCCGAUACCCAUUAAGCUUAAUCUUUCGAUGCCAACGCCCGGGCAUGCCUCUCCGUCCCGAACCACUACGCCGAAUCAUAAUGUCUCUUCCAUACAUCAAUUAUCAAAUAUUUCCUCCCACCCUAACACCCCGUUGACUAGUGUCUCACGCACAUCUAACUCUCCCGUCCCUCGACAAACUAGAGUAUUGCGUGUUGUUGACACCUCGAAAUCAGAGACACCUACCUCGUCAGUAGCGCCAAACAAUUCCACUCCGCCUUCCAAACACCUCUCACGGCAGCCUAGUCUUUCAACCAACAGUCGCCCAGAUACCCCUAACAAUGUCGACUCUGAGUAUGACUUCCAUACCUCUGCAUCUGUGUCUAGGGCAAGUUCACCACCACCAAGUCGUGUUGGCUCAGCGCCUGUCCGUUCAAUCACAAAAAGUCAAUUGAAAAAGGAGCGAAAGCUCAAGGCUAAGCAAGCUGAGGUCAAAAAGGAGGAAACCCAUCCCACUCCAGUAGUUGCUGAAGAGCCCGUUCAGGCUCCUAUCAUCGGCAGGAAGCGGAAGACAAAGAAAGCACCGGCACCAGCUAAGGAACAACAGGCUGCUUCUGCUUCUAAACCUGAAGUUACAGAUAAUGCUCCACACGUUGCUAAAUCCAAAAACAAGAGCCAGAAUCACUCAGAAUCAUCAACACAAACCAAAGGAUCAGACAACGCUUCCAGAGAAUCUGUUCCUAAAGAACACGCGCAACGAAGUCAAACCACUGAAAAAUCUGAAAAAUCUGAACCAUGGAGGUCGAACAAUACGGCUGGGCAACUUUUGGCUGAUUCUGAAGCUACUGGUAUACCAGUGAAGGAUCUUUUCUUGGAGCGAACUUCUCCCCUUCCAGUUCUACUUGCGCAGUUGCAUCAAUCUGGUGAUCUUGAUCUAACUACUCACCCACUUUUCAAUCCACCAAACCUCAAUCAGCGCUCAGAUUUGAAAUGCUCGGCGGAUGAUUACGAUAUUUUGAAAAAUCCUAUUGAACUGGCGGAAGAACAUAGAACAAAGUUACUCCAGGGUGAACCGGUUCACAUUAAUGCAGACACUGACCUCCUCAAGUGUCGCUGCCUCAUAACGCCAGCUGGCUGCGUCCUCCGCCACCUAUCCGAAGAGGAGGAAUUCCGUUACCUCGAACUCGAAAAGAGUCUUGCAGCCGCAUGGCAGUCUCUACAGGAAUAUCCGGCGUUAACUGCCACGGAGCCUGAUGCCACGAACCGCGGUGGUGGGCUAGAUGCUCUUUUUGCGACGCCUGAAAAUUUCAACAUCCGUUGGAUUGAUGGUGCGCCAGAAAAUGGUCUCCUCUCCGGCUCUGUGAAACCCUCCUCCAUGCCCUCACCGCCACCUGUCAGCGCCAGUGGCUUCUCUACCGAAUCUUCAUCUUCAGAAGCUGCUGAUGCUGCUCAUGGUUCUGCUUCCACAGGCACCACGGCUACAGCCGCCUGCUCUCACCGAUCAUCCACCGCGCGAAAAUCGACAACGAGCGGAAGCCACCUUGGCGUUAGUCUCGAGGACCUCAUGAGCAUGUCUGAUGAGGAAUUACAAGCAAUGAUUGAGGAGGCACAGCGCGAGCUGGAGAGUUCGCGGAAAGAGGUGGAUAUGGUUGACAAGAAAGUUAUGACGCUUGUGAAGCGGAAUAAGAAGCUGGUGCAGCAAGCGCUUUCUGCUGCGAUGGAGUUUGUGGGGUCUACUUCAGAUAUGGGGUUGUGA